Messenger RNA from Pteronotus mesoamericanus, 3552 nucleotides. It is a transcript of the gene CD99L2, whose product is annotated as CD99 molecule like 2. Gene Ontology annotation, cellular component: plasma membrane. Lineage: Eukaryota; Metazoa; Chordata; Mammalia; Chiroptera; Mormoopidae. Bases 91 to 714 code for a protein of 207 amino acids. The transcript has 9 exons. The record is from RefSeq and is a predicted model, not a curated record. Gene Ontology annotation, biological process: positive regulation of neutrophil extravasation; homotypic cell-cell adhesion; T cell extravasation.
CCUCCUCUUUCUCCUUUCUAUCUGUACCUACCCUUGGGGCGCUGUCGCGCAAACUGUGCUCCUCUGGGUUCCCUCCAUUCGCUCCCAGCAAUGGUGGCCAGGCGCUCGGUGUUCCUCUUCUGCUUAGCUUUUUUCUUGGUCACUCUGGUCCAGAGAGGAUCUGGGGACCUAGAGGAUACAUGGAAGGAAACUUCCUCAGUGAAGCAGAGAUGGGAUCAUGUCACCACCACAACCAGGAGGCCAGGAACUACCAGAGCUCCAGCAAAGACUACAGAAAGAGAAUUUGAAUUGGCUGAUGCUUUGGAUGAUCAGAAUGAUCAAGAUGAUGGCCACAGGAAACCAAGUGCAGGUGUAGGAGGUUUUUCAGACAAGGAUCUCGAAUACAUAUUAGGAGGUGGUGACUACCAACCUGACAAGGGUAAAGGUGAUGGCCAGUAUGGCAGCAAUGAUGACCCUGAAGCAGGAAUGUCACCAGAGACUGGAACCAUUGCCGGUGUGGCCAGUGCCCUGGCCAUGGCUCUGAUUGGUGCCGUCUCCAGUUACAUCUCCUAUCAGCAGAAAAAGUUCUGCUUCCGCAUUGAACAGGGUCUCAAUGCAGACUACGUGAAGGGAGAGAACUUGGAGGCUGUUGUGUGUGAAGAACCCGAAGUGAAAUACUUAGAGCUGCCACGACAGUCUGCAGAGCCACCACAGCCCCAGCCGCCCAAGAUCUGAGGGCCCCUCGCAGCAGCGGGCGCACAGUGGUGCUGCCACUGAGGACCAAGCUCAUUUCAUUUGGACUUGCAGCUGCUGUACUGCUCCUUUGAUAUCAUUGGCUUCUUGUUCUAAGUUUUCUGUAUAAGCUCUGGGUGUUUGUGAGUUUGAUUUCUGUGUGCUGCCACAGGCACCCUGAAGAGACUCGGUGUUGAAAUCCAGCCUUGGGAGCUGCUGGGUCACCAACUCCACAAAGCCAGCCUGUCCCAGGCCAUAGUGAGCUGGGGACAGGGACCCAUUGAGGGAGGGCAAGACUAUGCUUAUGCUUAGGAGACAAGAGAUUGAUCACAGGGUAGUGUGAUCCCCGAGGUGCUGUAUUGACUCACAGGCAGCCCUUGGUGUGACCUCAGAGAGCUGUCAGAGAGCCUAGCUAGCUAGUACCCGGUGCUUAGCGCCCUGCAAGGAAGAGAAUCAGUGAACACCAGGCAACACUAUGCGCAUAUGACACCCUGGGUGGGGGUGGGGAUGGGGGGGUCAUUUGGGUCCUUUCCAGUUCCAGCUUUGACGCUUCCUGCUGGGCUUCCAGAGAGCUAGUCCACAUGGAGACUUUUCAUUUAUUUAACUGCAAAAAUGCAUGCCAUGACAAUCUGCCUUGAGAGUUCAGGAAUCUUCUGGGCAAGUAGAAGCUGGUGACUCUCAGGUCUAAUUCCCAUCUCAUUCCAUAGGGGACUGGGUGUGGUCUGCAGACUGACAUGGUUAGUUUUUAGGAAUCAUUUAUGUACUAGAAAUGUGUUUUAUCCUGGGCUAGUGAGGUGUUCAGCUUUCACCCUGUUUGUGUUUUUAUGUUCGUAGCAAAAGCUACAGGCAUUAUGAAUGAGCAUCAAAGCCAGAGCAUGCCACUGUUUGCUUAGAAAUAUAUUUGAGGGAGAUAGGAGGGGAGGGGAGGGGAGGGGAGGAGAGGGGAAGCCUAUUUGCUUGGUUUAGUGACAUACACCUGACUUAGUAAGUUUGUAGUUACUCUGUCUGGCCUGUUGAUGAGGAAUGAACACUGGGCGCCUGUCACUAUGGUAAACACCAGAACCGUGGCACUGGCCCCUCACCUGGCCUGGUGCUGUCUGGUUUGGGCUGGAGCAAAGCUGGCUUCCUGUUUGGCCCACAUGUGGUCCUGUCCCUGUGAGUUCUGCUGUCAGAGGCUGACUUAGAGUCUAAAGCCACGGUCUACUGAUAAUCAUUUCGCAGUGUCAGAAAUCAGUUCGGAAAGCAUAAUGUAGGCGAGCAAGAAGGACACAAGUUCGUGUGCCUCUGCCCUACAAGGGAGGCCUCACAAACUCCACAGGAUAUGUGUUAGCUCCCUGUCUACUGUGCUGGGAUGAGACAACUCCAAGCAGUUAAGGAAACCGUCCAAGUGUGAACAGACCCCUUAGGUUAUCUAAUGCAUGCCUUGUGUGUUCAUUUUAGUGCUUGCUUUAAAAACAUAUUUGUGGGAUGGUAAUCAAUUGCAGUGCGUGGUUCAAUGUUGCCCUUUGGACCUAUCCCCAGUGCAGACCUUCAGGUCCUAAAACGUCUUCUCCUAUAUGGGGGUACAUCACAGGCCAGGAGUGUGUGUCUGUGAGGGGGCAGGGAGCACUGAGGGUACACUUCUGCAUGGUACUGUGGAGGAAGAAAAAUGUGGCCUCCUCAUGCUUUAGGAGUUUGAGGAGGGGAGGCAUUGCUUGUAAGGUGUGCCUGUUUCCAGCACCUCCCAGACCUCAGUAGCUAGACUGUUGUCACUUUUGCUGGGCUUGUCCCUCCCAAGGAUGGCAAGAACCGAUGGCCUCCUCCCCUGACUAGUGCUGGGCAGGAGGUAGCUAUGAAGGAUUUUCGCAUCCGUGACUUGUUGCCACGUAGACAGGAUGACCUCAGGAUUCAGGGAAAGCAGGAGUUGGAGGGAUCACAUUAGGAUGGCUGAGUACCAAGACCCCUGAGGCAUUUUAAAGGAUAAAAAAGAGGGGCAGCACUUGCAUGUGGUAAAAUAUUUCUCCUCCCUGCCACUAGGAAGUGAAGACAUUUAUAGAGAGGUCUGUCACAACAGUGAGUAGUAUGAGGAGUGAUAUGGCCUGUGUGUCUCCUGGUAUGGCCAGGCAUGGCACUCAUACUAGGUGGUUGAGCUUCUCACUGGAAGGCCGGAAGCCACGUGCCUGCCCCCAGUUGUUCCCUUUAGCUUUAACCUGAGGCUUGUGAUGGCAAAGAGCCUACAGUCCUCCAGCUGUGAUGAGUCAUCAACACAUUCUCAACAGCAGUGACUUCAGUUGGCAGACCGAUUUUGUUCCCCCUUAGCUAUGUGGGUACCUUCUGCAGAAUGCCCACAGCCCAGUACCCAGACCUGCUCCUAGUGACUGGCCAUGCCUGAAAGGUCACUGAGCCACCCAUUUGCAGACCUUUCAUCCUGAAGCAGUUGGGGGUGGGGGAAAACUAACACCUGCAGAAGCCUACGGGGCUCUUGUAACUGCGUGGUUAUCUUAAAGUUGCAUUGGCCAGCAUGGGCCUGUCCCAGGUGAUAGGGGAGAUAAAGUGGGUUAAUUAGGAGGGUCAAUUGAAAAUAGCCAGUCUGUAUCAGCUUAAGGUGGUGGCGGGGGCACAGUGUUACCAAUAACUGAGCACAUGGAAGGAGAAGACAUGGCACCUUCGUGGUGUGAGGUACCCUCCCGGGGCAGACCCAUAGAACAGUACCAGGCCCAUUGUCUUGGCAACUUGGGGGUUAGUACCAGUUCUCUACAAAGAAGAAGUAGAGACUGCUCUCAGAGUCCCCAGUACUUUUUAUGUGCUUGUAUUUAAGUGUGAAUUGUUAUCUGUCUCGUCUUUGCAUUAAACAAAAUGGAA